AGCAACUGUUGGCUCAUGCGCCAGCUCUACCGCCUUUGGCCCACCGUGUGCGUGGCGCUCGCCCCUGGCCUUGCCAGCGCCUCGGUCAGCACGUCCUGCGCCGCGAGUGCCAUGGACGUGGUCGUGGUGGGCGGUGGUCUCGCAGGGCUGUGUGCCACGAUCGAGGCCGCAAAGCGCGGAGCGAAAGUGACGAUUAUUGACAAGGAGGCGAACCUGGGAGGCAACUCCGCGAAGGCCUCCAGUGGGAUGAACGGCGCCAACACCCAGGCCCAGCGAGACCAGGGCAUCACUGACUCCGUGGAGAAGUUCAUCGAGGACACCUUGUCCUCGGGCGAUGGCCUGGCAGUCGUUGAGCUGGUCCACACGCUGGCGGAGCAGAGUCGCGAGACCCACGAGUGGCUGAAGUCCCUGGGCCUGCACUUGAGCGACGUGGUCCAGUUAGGCGGCCAUAGCACGGCACGCACCCACCGUUUUCCCCCCACGCCGGAGGGGAAGCCACAGCCGGUGGGCUGGACUCUAGUGAGUGGCUUGAGGAAGAUCUUGGAGACUGAAUUGAAGGAUCAGGUGACCAUCCGAACGAAGUCCAGCUUCAAGGAGCUCCUGAUCGAGGAUGGACGUGUGAUGGGCUUGAAUUUCGAGCACGAGAACGGCACCGAACAGCUCCGCGGCACCGUGGUGCUCACAGCAGGAGGCUAUGCCAAUGACCAUGCAGAUUCUUCGCUCUUGGACUUGCACACGCCAGCCCUUGCCAAGCUACCCACGACCAACGGGCCUUUCGCUACCGGGGAUGUGAUCAAGGCACUGGUGAAGCAGGAGGCUGGGGUGAAAACAACGCUCAUGGACAAGGUCCAGAUCCACCCCACAGGCUUCAUUGAGGUGAAGCAGCCCAACUUCCACACCAAGUUCUUGGCGCCGGAAGCUCUCAGAGGAUCUGGCGGCAUUUUGCUGUGCCAUGGUAAACGCUUUGCGAAUGAGCUGGGGAGGCGGGACUACCUCACGGAGGAGAUGUUCAAGCAUUGCAAACCCCUCUUCGACAAGGAGGAGAACCCCUUGAGUGCAGCGAUGCUCUUGACCGAAGAGGCCGUGGAGAAGUAUGGAAGUGGUGCCAUGGGCUUCUACAAAUUUAAAGGCUUGGUACAGGACGUGGGCACCGUCGAGGCUGCGGCGGAAGCCAUGGGAACGUCGGCAGAAGUGCUGAAGAAGACCCUGGAGGACUACAACGAGGCGGCGGAGAGAGGACAGGACAAGUUCGGAAAGAAGGUCUUCCCCGUUCGCUUUCCCAGUACAGCUCACCUCUAUGUGGCUUUCGUGACACCCACGUGGCCUGGCUGUCGUCGCUGUUGUUCUUCUGCGUGUGUUUCCGAUAUAGUAUGUGUUUUGAAACAGAUUGUUUGGCGAAUGCUCAUGAGCUAAUCUUUCUGUAUCGGGGUUUGUGUCGUUCUUUGUUUGUGUGUGUGUGUCUUUUUUGAAUUGGAUGGCCACUAUGUCACUAUGAGAUUUGCCUUUUGCCCAUGGUUCUGAUGGACCAGCUUGGCAUUGAAUAUCAUGGAAUGUGUCCAAUUGCAAUGGGGGAGAGGUGAAUCAAACACAAUCAAACUGGAAUUCUGUUCACCCCGAUGUGGUUUCACCGGCCCUUCACUCGAGGCUGCACUACUGCAUGGGUGGCCUAGCCAUCAACGUUCGCACCGAGGUGCUUCAAUGUUCAAAAGGGAACAGUGGGGGGCAUCCCAAGAAACCGUGGAAGGUCCGCUUUGGUUACCCAGACGCGGACUGGCAUAGGACUGCCGAGCAGGCCAGGGGUGGUGCCAGGGGUCAAUGGGGCGGCAUGUAUGGCAUACUACAUGGAGCGUCUGGGGUAUGAUGUGAUUCGGAAAGGGGCCUCAGGGCAGCCUCUAGUCACCAGAAUAGGCCUUUCCAAGGCCCUUGGCUGGCCCAUCCCUUGGAGUCCGUUCUGGGCUUCCAAAAGCGACCGAUGGACCGAUGUCCAAGGUUCGCCAGCCCCCCUCCACAUGUAGUUCACCCAGCGGUUUAGAGGACCGACUCGGCUUUUUGGGGUCACGAAACGGAGCCUCAUAAUGUUUGGGCUGAUGGCAAAGCUGUGCUGCUCGCAUACUGAAGCAUUUGAGCUACCCUAUCAUCAUUUCGUC
Durusdinium trenchii is the source of this 2147-nucleotide messenger RNA. NCBI's taxonomy places the organism in Eukaryota, Dinophyceae, Suessiales, Symbiodiniaceae. The record is from the annotation of a GenBank genome assembly.